Molecule: messenger RNA, 1977 nt
Organism: Drosophila obscura
Lineage: Eukaryota; Metazoa; Arthropoda; Insecta; Diptera; Drosophilidae
Product: chitooligosaccharidolytic beta-N-acetylglucosaminidase-like
Biological process (GO): glycosaminoglycan metabolic process; carbohydrate metabolic process; ganglioside catabolic process
Cellular component (GO): membrane
Molecular function (GO): beta-N-acetylhexosaminidase activity
Source: RefSeq, a predicted model, not a curated record
UAUUUCUAUUGUUUUGAUAACCAACUUUUCGCGGCCGUUACUCUCUCGCUAUUUAUGCACAAUGAUAUUACGACUGAUUAUUAUGUGGAUUUUGCUGGUCCUUGGCGCUGGGUUGGCGCAUGGCGGUGGCGGUGGCGGUAGAAAAUGGCUCUGCAGCCGCACAACCUUCUGUACGCACGAGCACGAGAAGGUGGCGGGGGAGACAUACAUUAUGGAGCGCUUUGAGAGCCAGCGUGACUGUCGGCUGUCGUGCGGUAGGUACGGCGCCGUGUGGCCAAUGCCGACCGGGCCGACGAUAAGUCUCUCCCACAGCCGGGUGCACUUUGAUCCCCAGCAGAUAGGAUUCAAUGUGAGUGCGCCCAGCGAGGCGACCAGGCUGUUCCUGCACGAGACACGACGCCUGUUCGUGGGUAACCUGCGCAAGGAGUGCCCCCGCAACUGCACUGUGGCCAGCGGCGCAAGGAUCGUGAUCGAGGCCACGGUGAACAGCGAGAGCCUGGUGCUCGACUGGCGCACGCACGAGAACUACAAGCUGGCCAUCAGCUCCACGGAGACGGGCACCCUGGUGGCCAUUCAGGCGACGACGGUGUACGGCGCGAGGCACGCCCUCGAGACGGUCAGCAAUCUGGUGACGGGCAGCGUGACCAGCGGCCUGCUGCUGGUCAGCGAUGUCAUCAUCUCGGAUCGUCCGUACUACGCGCAUCGCGGCCUGCUGCUGGACACAUCGCGCAACUUCAUCCCGCUGCGGUAUGUGCGGAGGGCGAUCGACGGCAUGGCCGCCUCCAAGAUGAAUGUGCUCCACUGGCAUGUGGUGGACGCUGAAAGCUUUCCGCUGGAGAUCACCCGAGUGCCCCAGUUGCAGCUGUACGGCGCCUAUUCGAGCUCCCACACCUACUCCCGCAAGCAGGUCCUCCAGCUGAUGCAGUACGCCCGCCUCCGGGGCAUUCGCAUCAUCAUCGAGAUCGCUGGGCCCGCGCACGCCAACAGCGGCUGGCAGUGGGGCCCAGACGAGGGGCUGGACAGCUUGGCCGUGUGCCUGGAGAGUUCGCCUGGGCCCCACUGCGCUGCUUCGCCGUGCGGCCAAUUGAAUCCCGUGAACGAUAAUAUGUACGCGGUGCUGAAGGCGAUCUUCCGGCAGGUGGCUGAGAUGGGGGCACCGGAGGAGACCAUACACAUGGGCGGCCACGAGGUGCACACGUCCUGCUGGAAUGGCACCGAGCAGAUCCGCCAGAAGAUGCUCAGCCAGGGCUACGAUCUCAGUGAGGAGAGCUUCCGCCGCCUUUGGGCGCAGUUCCAUCAGCGCAAUCUGCUGGCCUGGGACGAGAUCAAUCGGCACGCGUAUCCCAGCUUGCCGGAGCCCAAGCCGGUCAUUCUCUGGUCCAGCCGGCUGACCAAUCCGGACGCCAUCGAGAGCUACCUGUCCCAGGAGCGGUUCAUCAUCCAGACGCUGGUCAAUUCACACGACUCGCUCAACAGGUUGCUGCUGGAUCGCGGCUACCGCCUCAUUGUCUCCACCAGGAAUGCCUGGUGCCUGAGCGACGGCUUCGAUGGCUUCGGCUCCGCAUACCACAGCUGGCGCAGCGUCUACGAGAACGAGAUGCCGCAGUGCUCCGACCGGCGACAGGUGCUUGGCGGCGAGGUGUACCUGUGGAGCGAGUCAGUCGAUCAGAACUCGCUGGAGUCGCGCCUCUGGCCCCGGGCUGGCGCCGCCGCCGAGCGCUUCUGGUCGAAUCCAAAGGCAAUGCGCGCCUACAUGAUAGAGCGCCGCUUCUAUCGCUAUCGGGAUCGCCUGCUCGACCGUGGCAUCCAAGCGGAGGCCGUGACGCCUCGCUACUGUGUCCUCCAUGAGGGAAUGUGCGAGCAAUAUUAUUACGGGGAUUAAAUUACAAUGGAUGCCCUCCGAGCCCGCCUCCGAGAGAACCUUAUUUGAAGCUGCUGUUCCUCGCUGCUACAAAGCUAGAAAAUAUAUUUUUGGAA